CGGUCUAGCAUUCGGUUAGCCUUUAAGUACAAUGGAUACAUGUAGACUGAAGCUUCUGAAUGGCGAGCUCACGAUAGGAUGAUUAUUUCCUAUCAGCUAGAAUUUAGUAAAAGAACGUAACCAAUUCCUAUUCCUAUUCUUUUCUUUAUUCCCAUUAUGACGGCAUAGAAACUCUUUUCGUAAUAUUUUAAAGUGCAGGUCAUUCCAAUUCACAUCGACAUAAGUCAAUUGACGACUAAUUAACGACUAAUUGACCAUGUCUCUACCUGCCCUCCGGGUUCGAGGCACUUCGAGUGCUUUUCGUUCAUUGUCGAGAUGGUCGACUCCAAUUACGCUUCAGUAUGCGACGAGAAGAGCUCAAUCUUCUGCUACAUUAGACGUCCAGCAACGAUUACUAUCGGCCCAUCUUCAAGAGGCUGACCCGGCCGUAUUCGAUAUCAUCGAGAAGGAAAAAGAUAGGCAAAAGCACUUCAUCAACCUAAUCCCCUCCGAAAAUUUCACUUCGCAAGCUGUUCUCGAAGCGCUAGGAAGUGUAAUGCAAAACAAGUACUCGGAGGGAUAUCCUGGAGCAAGAUAUUAUGCAGGCAACGAGUUCAUCGACCAGUCCGAAAGACUAUGCCAACAAAGAGCUUUGGAGACGUUUGGCUUGGAUGAAAAGGAAUGGGGUGUCAAUGUCCAGCCACUCUCUGGCGCACCCGCAAAUCUAUACGUUUACUCGGCUUUGAUGGACACUCACGACCGGCUUAUGGGAUUGGAUCUUCCUCACGGAGGUCACCUCUCUCACGGUUAUCAAACACCUACCAAGAAGAUCUCAGCCGUGUCCAAGUACUUCGAGACGGUCCCUUACCGGUUGAACGAAGAGACCGGCUUGAUCGACUACGAGAAGCUCGACGAGCUAGCUCAGAUUUACCGACCUAAGAUUAUUGUUGCCGGAGCCAGCGCAUACGGCAGGUUUAUCGACUACAAGGCUAUUAAGGAGACGUGCGAUAAGAUAAAUGCAUACUUACUAGCCGACAUCGCCCACAUCUCGGGUAUGAUUGCAGCCAAGGUUAUACCCAGUCCCUUUAGCUUCGCAGAUAUCGUAACGACUACGAGUCACAAGAGCUUACGCGGUCCCCGAGGUGCCAUGAUCUUCUUCAGAAAAGGCGUGAGAAAGGUUAACCCCAAGACAAAGGAAGAGAUAAAGUACAACCUGGAGAAUCCUAUAAAUGCUUCGGUAUUUCCUGGUCACCAAGGCGGCCCUCAUAACCACACCAUCACGGCGUUAUCCGUUGCGUUGAAACAGGCGCAGACACCCGAGUUCCGAGCCUACCAGGAACAGGUCCUAGUGAAUUCGCAGGCUCUCGCGAAUCGCCUAGGCGAAUCUAAAUCCAACGGCGGUCUCGGAUACAAGCUUGUAAGCGGCGGCACGGAUAACCACCUCGUACUUGUGGACCUGAAGCCACAGGGCGUCGACGGUGCCCGCGUCGAGCGAGUGCUAGAGCUGGUCGGCGUGGCCAGCAACAAGAACACGGUCCCCGGCGACAAGUCGGCGAUGAUACCCGGCGGUUUGCGGAUAGGUACGCCGGCGAUGACGACGCGCGGCUUCGUUGAGAGCGACUUUGUCAGAGUGGCCGACAUUAUCGACCGCUCCGUAGCCAUUGCCUCUAGGGUAGACAAGGCGGCACGUACCGCGGCUGAGGAGAAGGGCGAGAAAUACAAGCUUAAGUUCUUCUUUGACUACCUUGGCACCGGCGAAGAAGACUCCGAAAUUGUGCAGCUGCGCGCAGAGGUCUCCGACUGGGUAGGAACAUAUUCUCUUCCGUGGGAGGAGAGGCAAUGACGUCGAGAUGCAUCCUCGACGGUGCAGCCGUGACGAGGCGACACACCCCUUUAGUGUGAAGGAUAUAUUUAGGCAAAGGCGCAGUACCUUGUGCCGUUUCCCCCUUGCGCUGCAGCAAGCAACACGGGGGCGACAUGGGCGGCUAGUGUACGUAUGGGAUGGCACGAAUGCAAGCU
Daldinia loculata is the source of this 1998-nucleotide messenger RNA. RefSeq names its product serine hydroxymethyltransferase. The transcript is spliced from 5 exons. Lineage: Eukaryota; Fungi; Ascomycota; Sordariomycetes; Xylariales; Hypoxylaceae. The coding region runs from base 257 to 1822 and encodes 521 amino acids. Gene Ontology annotation, cellular component: cytoplasm. Gene Ontology annotation, molecular function: pyridoxal phosphate binding; cobalt ion binding; zinc ion binding. Gene Ontology annotation, biological process: folic acid metabolic process; L-serine catabolic process; tetrahydrofolate interconversion. The record is from RefSeq and is a predicted model, not a curated record.